Messenger RNA from Heterobasidion irregulare TC 32-1, 1686 nucleotides. RefSeq lists its product as uncharacterized. The transcript is spliced from 4 exons. The annotation marks the transcript as partial. NCBI's taxonomy places the organism in Eukaryota, Fungi, Basidiomycota, Agaricomycetes, Russulales, Bondarzewiaceae. The record is from RefSeq and is a predicted model, not a curated record.
AGUAGUGUGCGGCAGUCAGACCUCACCAGCCAAUAUGGUUGGAAAUUCAUCAAUCUCAAAGACUCGGCCUCCGCAGUGGCGCAGGAUGAAAACGCACCUCAACAUGUCACAUCUUACACGUCUGUUCGCGAUCGAUCGCAGCGAAUUUUGAAGGAUGUGAAUGAAAAGGCAUUGGUAAUUUCUGAGUCUUGGCCAAAUAUGACGGACGCCGAUUUAGACGUUAUGGAGAUCCAAAAUGUCACACGAGCCGUACUCAAGGCCCACAUCGCGAUGCUGGAAACGAAACUCGGCAGGAAUCUCAUUCGCAUUGACACAAUCGACGAAACCCAUAAUCCAGUGACCGAAGAGGAUGCUAUGGGUCUGGACGUGAUCACGCUCGAAUUGUGGGAUAACGCAAUGCCAAAGGAAGACGCCAAAGAGCCGCAGCUAUAUAUCGAGUUCAACAUGCUCUAUACCCUGCUGUGGCCCGAGGGGUUUCGAUCUGCUUCGGAGCUUGCUGUUGAACGUGUCAUUGGCGUAAUCAUUGCGCCCCAUCUCGAGCUCAAAGAUUGUGAAACUUUGUCAGGACAAUCUGCCAGGUUGUCUCUGAUCCUUGGGUGUUUUAGCUCUUUUACUUCUGCCGAUAUAUGCACAAAGAUGCUCUUCAAGCCUCCAGCCGGUACCGAUGACAAUACCCCCCAAGGAUACGACGAUUUGAGUGUUUUGCAACCUGUUAUACUUGGUGCUGAAGCGAAGCGGACACUCGGCAAACACAUUGCGGAAGAAGAGGAACUCGAUUCAACCCAACCCAAUGUCAAAACGAAUGCAAAAAGGAAGAUCACAAACAUACCAAUGCAUCGCGCCUCGGCUCAGCUGGCGUUCUUAUUCCAACCAACCCUCAAAAUUUUCAUAGGCCAUCUCUGCGAGCUAGCAGAGUCGGGUUCAGAAGAUUAUUUGAGAGAGAAGAUAGAGGGCUGGGAUUCAUUGCCUCUCGAGGCAAGGCUGAAGGCGAAAGUAGUAUGGUUCGAUUGGACUACGGUGACGAUCCCGGAAUGGAUGUUCUGCUAUGGAAUCGGAUACGACUUCGCUGGAUUUACGGUUUACAGCUUCCAUCCUGCACUCUCCAUAGAGAAUGGAAGGCCCCACUGGGAAUUUCACUGUUGCGAGAUGGUAACUGGCUUCGAUGAAGUGUUUCUGCAUUAUGAUGCGCAGGACCGUGUUCAUGCCGUGAAGACCUUACUAGCGAUGCGAAGGCACUCCCACUUCCUUGCUCAAACCCUCAGAGGUCCUAAUCAAUUACGUUACCCGGAGGAAUUCAUAAAGGUGGCGAAGGAAAUGAGCUCGGAGGAUGAAGCAAAGAAGCGGACACAGGCGGAGACAAGGAAACAGAACCGAGAGAAGAAAUCUCAGAGUGAGGGCAAAAGCCCGUCAACGAAAGCUGCGUCUUCAAAGGCCGAGGAAGUCAUUCUAAAUGAGGAGGGGAAGGAAGGUUCUUCACGAUCAAAGGGAAAGCAGGUUUCACGGUCGCGCUCCUCGAGAGAAAAUAUGAAGCUCAGAACUAUUCAAGAGGAUGAAGAGGAGGCGAAGAAGGAUUUCAACAGGAAAAUAACCAAGCGAGAUAGGGGAGGAUCUGCGGAGGGCAUUACGGGCCAGGGAGUGGGAAGGAGCAGGGGAUCUACCUCGAACCCAAGAGGGCUACAAAGCUGA